This is a messenger RNA of Paramuricea clavata, 1755 nucleotides long. The record is from the annotation of a GenBank genome assembly. NCBI's taxonomy places the organism in Eukaryota, Metazoa, Cnidaria, Anthozoa, Malacalcyonacea, Plexauridae.
CUAUUUGUUCUCUGCUAUUUGUUAUUUUGUUGAACAAUGGUGUUUUUGAAUUUUCGUUGCAUUUUGUACAGCAAAGUUCUUCCACCCCGAGCUCAUAAAGGUAUAUAUGAUGGAAAAGGUUUAAUGUUUGGAUAUAAACCUACAUUUUCAGAGAAAAAGACAAAGAAAGUAUGGAAACCAAACGUUCAACGUAAGACAUAUUACAGUGAAAUACUAGAAGAAAAAUUGAAAUAUGAAAUGACUACAUCAGCAAUGAGAUCAAUAGAUAGAGCUGGAGGAUUUGAUAACUAUAUCUUAAAAACUUCAGACAAAAGAUUGGGUACUAAAGCUGCUACUGAGUUAAAGAAACGUUUGUUAACAGUUAUUGAAAUGAAAGAAAGAGGCGAGAACAUUGAAGAUAUUAGAAAGAAAUUGGCUCCACCACCCAAAAUAUCAAAACAUCAACAUGUACCAAAGAAAUAUACUAACAGAUUUUAUUUUGAAUGGAAAGGCAGAAAACAUGUUAUCUAUUGCUAAAACUUUGCUAUAAUCUUGAGAACUUUAACAUAUAUAUUUAACAAAUUUUGAAAUUUUUUGCACAAAUGUGUGCACUAUAAAUUUAGAUCUUAAACCUCGGACACAGAAUAGAGACAAACAGAAGGUCAAAAAAGUGUAACUGCGCACACCAUGUUUUACAAUGAUUUGUCAUCAAAAUGCUGUUGCCAUGUUCCUAUAGGCACUGGCUAGGACCAUGUUGACGAUGCCAUUGCAACGGUUAAAGGGGAAGUCAAGUCCGUAAUGUAAACAAAAGGUUUGUUUACAUUUUGAACUGCUGUAUUUUUUAAAAUAUGAUGUACUGUCUGAAUAUCUAACAUCAUUUUGGUUUGCUAUACUUCUAAAUGAGUAUGAAAUAGAGUUUAUGUUCAGAAAAAAUUCGAAAUUUGGGCAAUGUUCACAUUAGAGGUCCUCACAUUGUUAUGAGCAGAACCGAUAUCCCCUUACGAAAAUUUGCUAUAGGAAUUCCUAUAGGAAAUCAAAAUUCCUAUAGGAAUUCCUAUAGGAAUUGAAAAUCUUUGAUUUGAACUAUAUGACUGUUUAUGAUAACAUGAUUGUUUUCGAACUUGGCAGAUUGACUAUGUGCAGAACGGACUUGACUUCCCCUUUAACCUUCUGUAAAGUUCAUAUUCUGUACCUUGGUGGUGUUACAUGCCCACUCUCCUUCACAGAGACUUUCAAGCAUUUGUAUUAGUUGUAUUACUGGUACAGUUGUUGGGAAAUUAAAUUGAAAAUAAACUAAAACUGCUUGAUACGAGACAGAUUGCACACAAGACAGCUAGGCAUUUACCAGUCUUGUACCCAGAACAUACCUGCCUUUCCAAGGAGCCCUCAUACAACAUUAACUGUUUGCCUAGCCUGCAGGCAGCCCCAUACCUGCGCUCGUUUACGUGGUAUGGGGCUGCCCGUAGGCUACGUACUGUAUGCCCAACUUUGUACUCUGAGAGCCACAAGCACAGAAACCCUGGGUACGGGGUUGUCUAUAUGCCAUACAUCUUGUAAUGCCUCUGUGGAAGAGAGCAUACUUAGAAAUGCUGGGUUGGGUGGUCUUUGCAUUCAAUUAACAGUACACAUAACACAUCUUGACACUUUAAAUGACCAUUCUGAGUGGCCAUUACGGCAUUCAUAUUUUAUAAAAUAUUGUAAAUAGCGGAAUAUAUAUAAACGUUUCGGUUAGAUCAAUAUACAGAACAAUGAAGUUUUUUGUAAUGAAACAUCUGG